UCCGAGUGGCUAUUAUUGGGUAAAGCCAAUUCCAACAGGACGUGACGUUUUUCAUGUUUACUGUGACAUGACCAAUUACGGUGGUGGCUGGACUCUAGUUGUUGGUAUUAAUUCUCAAAAUCGUCUACAUCUUCAAAGCAGUUCUGUGGGUACAAGAUGCAGAGGAGGAGAUGUUUGUGUGGUUCAUCGUACAAAUGGAGUGAUACCUGCUAGGAAAUUAGAUGACAGGAUUAUAAGAGCUCUCGCUGAUGACGAAGGGACGUUUAGAGUUGACGUUGGUCCUAACAAAUACACAACGUUUUUUCAACUUCCACAAGGUGCGGCAGGAUUUCAAUCUAAUUGCGGAGGAACGAGCUGCGCACGAAUAAUUACAUCUCACAGUUAUCCUUACACUUGGGAGUCAAACUGCAAAGGAAUAACAGUUGGAUAUCAAGUUCCAAAGGAUUCUCACAAAGUAUUUGACAAUCGUGACUAUCAUGAGUGCGGGUCUUUAUGGACAUCUUCUCGUUACUCCGACAAGCGCGUCUUAUACGGCUACACUGGUGAUAGUGGAAAACUCACUGGUAUCUACUCUAAACUGCAAGGCUUUAUGUUCGUCCGCUGAACAAACUAAUUAAUUCAAGAAAGAAAGACUUGCUUGUUCUGACUGUUUGUUGUUGCACUUUCUCAUACUAAUUAAGUAUAAUAAUAUAUAACUACUAAAUAGAUUUUUGUUUUAUCUGUCCUGUACGUAUGUUACGAUCCAUUUCAAUCUACAAAGUGUGUAGACAGGUAUCGCUUGUCUUGUUGUGAAUGCAGAUGUUUUACACAUUAUUUUAAUUAAGAGAUUACU
Messenger RNA from Corticium candelabrum, 832 nucleotides. RefSeq lists its product as uncharacterized. The coding region runs from base 68 to 604 and encodes 178 amino acids. The record is from RefSeq and is a predicted model, not a curated record. The transcript has 7 exons. Lineage: Eukaryota; Metazoa; Porifera; Homoscleromorpha; Homosclerophorida; Plakinidae.